CGGGUCCAGAUCGUAUUUUUUCUAGUGCUCUUUUAGUGCUCUUUUUCAGUCUUCAGGACAGUUCUCAGCUAGCGGAGAGAAGAGCAAAUAUCGCUGCCAUGGCCUCGACUCGCUUCCUCGCCGCCCUCCUGUGCUUGGGCGCAUUUGUUUGCGCAAGAGUGUACAGUGCACAGGCACCGUACUAUGUGCUGGACGCCGACGGCAAAGCGUGUUUACUGCUCAAUGUCGACGUAUCGUUUUCCGCCGUCAACACUACCAAGGGGAUGCUGAAAGGCACGGUGAAGCCAGCAGCACGUGAGAUCGAUGGCUCUUGCGCAGGAGGUAGUGCAACAGCAACACUCAGCGUUACCAAUAUCACCCACCUGUCCAUGGCCAAUGUCACUUUUGGGUUUGAGUUGAACCGCACCAGCAAUGUGUGGGCAGUGAAUAGCAUGUCUUUGAGCCUUUGGGUGGAUUCAGAGGAUAGUGAGUUUGACGACGAAGGGAUGGAGGCAGGUAAUGCAACUGUAAUCCUAAUGGCCGCCACGUCACCAGCAUUUUAUGGUGGUGCCGGUGUCAAUGACACCUACCAGUGCAAUGCAGCGCAGCAGUGGACGUUGAUGAGCGGAAGGGCGAGCAACGGCCAGCUGUCCUUGGCAAACUUCACUGCUCACCCAUUCAACGUGCACGGCAAGAACAGCACAUCCGCUACCGUCACUGAAUGCGAUGCUGACAAGACCCCAGCAACCAGCAAUGUGGUGCCGAUCGCCGUCGGAGCAGCUCUAUGCGGCCUUGUGCUAAUCGUCCUGGUGGCCUACAUCAUUGGACGCAGUCGACACCAGCGCACGCACCGAGGAUACCAGUCUGUCUAACCUGGUGUUGUACGUGUUUCGGCGGAUACUACGCUGUCCGCUUAGAUAAGGGCUGGCUAAUGCGACCUUGUACUCGUUGCGUUUGUAACACGCUGUGUCACAGGCAGCUCUGUUUGGAUGUCCUCGUAUAUCUGCUCAUCCUCAUCACAUGACCAGAGCAUCGCAUCGCUACCAAGUGUGGUUGGUUACUUUCCCUUUCUUCUAUCACUUCUUAAUGAAUCAUGCUUGGUGUUUGUCGCUGGACCAUGACCUUUUUUCCGCCAAUUUCUUUGAUUCCCUGUGUAACAUCACGCACACACGCAUCCUGUACAAUGGCAACGUUUGUCUGUGUGUCUAGAUGAUUUUGAAUUGUUUUUCCGGCUCCGCUUCAUUUUAAUCAAUGACACAUUGUGCCAAUAAUAAUAAUUAUAUCUGUGUUUCAUGUUUGUUCUCCUGUAUUCUAAGCUAGCAUUGGCAGCGAGUACUUGUCCACUUAUUUACCUUCACCAUUUACUAGUAGUAGCAUGACAGAAGUGACUCGUGCCAUCUCUUUAGUUUCUAGAAUGCUUUACAGCCGCCCUUCAUGUACACUUCAGUGGCGCUCCGUGCGGUGGGAGUUGAACUCUUCAUCUGCCGAUUAUUUUUGACGUGAACGAUGACUUUUGAAUAUCAUGCACCUUGUGUCCUCUCUCUUUCGUUGGCCAGGUGCUUCUAA
Messenger RNA from Sycon ciliatum, 1545 nucleotides. Its product is annotated as lysosome-associated membrane glycoprotein 1-like. The record is from RefSeq and is a predicted model, not a curated record. The coding region runs from base 99 to 851 and encodes 250 amino acids. Gene Ontology annotation, biological process: establishment of protein localization to organelle. Gene Ontology annotation, cellular component: late endosome membrane; plasma membrane; lysosomal membrane. The transcript has 6 exons. NCBI's taxonomy places the organism in Eukaryota, Metazoa, Porifera, Calcarea, Leucosolenida, Sycettidae.